This is a messenger RNA of Octopus sinensis (East Asian common octopus), 1647 nucleotides long. Its product is annotated as RNA 3'-terminal phosphate cyclase. Lineage: Eukaryota; Metazoa; Mollusca; Cephalopoda; Octopoda; Octopodidae. Gene Ontology annotation, molecular function: RNA-3'-phosphate cyclase activity. Gene Ontology annotation, cellular component: nucleus. The record is from RefSeq and is a predicted model, not a curated record. The coding region runs from base 160 to 1239 and encodes 359 amino acids. Gene Ontology annotation, biological process: RNA processing. The transcript has 11 exons.
ACUGCUACCACUGCUAUCGCCACGGCCUUUUCUGGAUAUGCAACUGAACUACUGCUAUCGCUACGACACCUCCUACCACCACUGAUUUCCACCUCAGACUCUCCCUCUUGCGGUGUAGCACCAACUCGAACGUAAACCAGUUCUUCCUCGUCAUCGAUCAUGACAACAUCUGAGGAGAUUCUUCAAAUCGAUGGUUCCAUCUACGAAGGUGGUGGUCAAAUACUCCGUAAUGCUAUUGCCUUUAGUUGCCUUUUACGACGACCGGUCAGAGUAUGGAAUAUACGAGCUGGACGAAGCAAUGCAGGAUUACGAUCUCAACAUAUGACUGGAAUAAAGUUAAUCAGUGCUAUGUCUAACGGAAGGCUGGACGGUGCCACAAUUGGCUCCACUGAAAUCACGUUUUAUCCUGCUACUGUCAAAGCUGGUCGUUAUGAAGCUGAUACACAAACUGCUGGGAGUGUAUGUCUGCUGAUGCAAGCUGCUGUCCCUUGUAUGGUGUUUGGCAAUGGGAGUAUUGAACUACGGUUGUUAGGGGGCACCAAUGCAGAAAUGGCCCCCCAAAUUGAUUACCAGCUUUUGGUGUUUAAACCAAUUGCUGCAAAAUUUGGUUUAUAUUUCGAUUGUGAUAUUGAACGAAGGGGUUACUAUCCUAAAGGUGGUGGUGAGGUGUACGUGAGAUCAGAACCUGUGAAAUACCUGAAACCUGUCACUUUGACUGAUGUCGGACACGUCACUAGUAUCUACGGACGCUCGUUUGUAUCUGGGCAACUCCCGCCUAAAGUUGCAAGGCUAAUGGCUGACACAGCAAAGGCCACCCUGAAGCAGAAGAUGAACAAUAUACCCAUCAAAAUGGAUGUUGUGAAGGAACCGAACCCAAACACAGCUUCUGGAAUCAUUUUGGUGGCUGAAACUACAACUGGAUGUCUUUUAGCUGGCUCAGGACUUGGCAAAAGAGGACGUUCUGCAGAGGAUGUGGGUUACCAGGCUGCGUCCAGUCUUUUAGACAAUAUUUUCCAUGGUGGUUGUGUUGAUGACUAUCUACAAGAUCAGUUAAUCAUUCUGAUGGCUUUGGCUAAAGGUAAAUCCAGCAUUCGAUGUGGCCCCCUCACUCUCCAUACUGAAACAGCCAUUCAUGUUGCUAAACAACUUACUCAGGCCAAGUUUGAUGUGGUAAACCUUUCUCAGACCCAGACAAUCAUCGAGUGUGAAGGAAUUGGUUUAGAGAAUGUUGUGAUGUGAUUUGAUAUCACUUUCUUUCUUUCUCUCUCUCUCUCUCUGUCUCUCUAUUCCUUAAAUACAUGUAUUUAUGUACAUACAGACAUGCAUAUGUGUAUAAUAUAUCCAUAUAUGUGUGCAUGUAUGUAAGUAUUUUUUUAUAUAUACACACAAAGGAAGCAAUCCAGCUUUUAGAAAACAAAUAGACAUCAAAGUUGUUUAAUGGUGCACUUUACUAUGUAUAUGUAUACAUUUGUACGUACAUUGUGUGUGUGUGUGGGUGUAUAUGUAGAUAUGUGUUUGUGUUAACUAACAAAUGAAAGAAAAAAGUACUCAAUACUGAAAAUAGAGUAUAGAUAAUUUAAUUCGGUCAACUGAAACCAAUCUCACUGAAGCAACAAGUUUCCACAAAUGUUGGCUGCACUGACAGAA